CACGUUUAAAGUCUAAUAAAAGCGCAACUUCCUUGUCGUCCCAGCUCAUCUCAUCGUGCCGCCCCUCUGUUCCCUCAACUGACCCCGAAAAUAAAAAAGUCCAGGCAUCUUCAACCGACAUGUCGAACCCGGAAAAGUCCCAAGAGGGCUACCAGCAGCUGGGCCAUUAUCAGCAGCAGCAGGGCGACUUUCCGCCACCCCCGCCCGGCCCUCCGCCCGCGCCGUCACAGUCACAGCAUCCCGAGCAGCAUCAGUACGCGCAACCUCCGCAGUACGACCAGCAGCAGCAGCAGCAGCAGCAGCAGCAGCAGCAACAACAACAACAACAACAACAACAACAUCAGGAGCAGCAGCAUCAGCAGCCCCAUUUCCCUCCGCCGCCCGGGCAGCCAGACCAGCAGCAGCAGUUCCCACCUCCUCCGCCGCAGCAGCCGCACGAUCAUCACCAGCACCAGCAGUACGCGAUCCCGGCAUACAACCCCGCAGCGCCCGUCUUUGCCCCUCCUCCUCCCACAGAGGCGUCUGGCGCGCUGCCAUCCGGCGGCGCCCCUCCUGUGCCAUCGACAUCGCAUCACCAACCCGCCGCGCCCACCACGUCCGAACAUGAGCAGCAGCAACAGCAGCAGCAGCAUGGACACAGCAAAAAGUCGGGCUGGGGGGAGAGAUUCUCCCAGCUCGGCGCAAAGGCCGCCGCGCCCAUCAACAGCCUGGCACACAAGCUAGGCAGCCAGAGCUUCCUGCCGGAGCCCCUGGACAAGGAGUGCGACAAGGCAGCGGCCAUUCUCCGAGCCUUCUGCAAAAAGGGCGUCUACGCAGACCCCGGCGCCGGCCAGCCUCCCACCUCGACCAACGCCAACGCCACCGAGUCGACGGGCGGCGUCAUCGACCCGACAAAGGAGAAGCCUAAGAACCGCGUCCUCGUCACCAUCCCGCCCAAGGUCAUCUCGCGCGCCGUGGGCCUCGCCAUCUUCACCACCCUACGCGCCGGGUUCCAGUUCUCCGGCGCCACCGGCUCCGGCAUCCUCGUCGCGCGGCUGCCCGACGGCUCCUGGGGGCCCCCCUCGGGCAUCCAGGUGCACUCCGUCGGGGGCGGGUUCCAGAUCGGGCUCGACAUUUACGACUGCGUGUGCGUCAUCAACAGCAAGGAGGCGCUCGCUGCGUUUACCAAUACGCGCGUGAGCCUGGGCAGCGAUCUGACUGUCGUGGCUGGGCCGUAUGGAGCAGGUGGUGCUGUGGACUUUGGCGCGGCCAUGGACGAUAAGAAGAAUAACACCGACAAGAAUACCGCUUCUAUUCCCACAGACACUCCGACGACGCAAGGCCAACAGCAGCAGCAGCAGACCCAAACGACGACGCUUCAGCCGGGCGACGAUCCCAAAAAGAGCCACCGCCGCAGCCUCAGCGCCAGCGCCUUCAAGCCCGUCUUCUCGUACGUCAAGUCACGCGGCUUCUACGCUGGAAUCCAGGUCGACGGCACCGUCGUCGUCGAGCGCAAGGAUGCCAACGCCGCCUUUUACAGCGCCCACGCCACCGUCGACCAGAUCCUCAAGGGUCAGGUCCCUCAGGUGAACCCGCAGGGGUCCGCUGCCAGCUUGACGACGUGGCCGGCCGGCGCGAAGACGCUCUUGGAGACGCUCAGGGGCGCCGAGGCGGGUGCCCUGGCUGGUAGCACGACGCCGCCCACGGUGAGUGGCGAGAGCGCAGCGCAUCAUACUGGCGUGCCUGCCGUGGGAGCCUCUGCUGGGCUGGGAGGAGCGGCGCCGCCGGCGUACCAAGACGAUGGGAAGCAGCACCCGGGUGUCGGCGAUGUCAAGUACGCGUGAGCAUGAACGUGGUUGGUCUGCAUACGAGGCUCUCUUGACUGGGAGACACUGUGUUUUCCCGUGCUCGCGCUUUGGGACGUGGAGGAUGUCCGGACUGUGGUGCUUUGUGUUUACUUUGCGACAUGUUUGGACAAGCGCGACGGCGUCUGACAAGUUUGUUCCAUAGCUACAUAAGAUUAGCUAAUGAAUGAUUAUAACCUGAUA
This is a messenger RNA of Purpureocillium takamizusanense, 2027 nucleotides long. RefSeq lists its product as uncharacterized. Gene Ontology annotation, molecular function: phosphatidylinositol binding. The record is from RefSeq and is a predicted model, not a curated record. Bases 120 to 1823 code for a protein of 567 amino acids. The transcript is spliced from 2 exons. Lineage: Eukaryota; Fungi; Ascomycota; Sordariomycetes; Hypocreales; Ophiocordycipitaceae.